This is a messenger RNA of Penaeus vannamei (Pacific white shrimp), 618 nucleotides long. NCBI's taxonomy places the organism in Eukaryota, Metazoa, Arthropoda, Malacostraca, Decapoda, Penaeidae. The record is from RefSeq and is a predicted model, not a curated record.
AUGACCAUGGCCGCGAUGUCUACCACGAUGGGGCAGCAGUACCGCUUCAACACCUUCAGUCCCAUGUCGUCUUUCAAUUCCUUCAACAGCCAGCACAUGAACUGGGCCCCGGAACCCAUGACCUGUUCGAAGGUGACGGACAAACUGACCAGUUCAAACCACCAAGUCACCGAUGUAAAACACCCGUCACCAUACCGCCUCUCACACCAUUGCCCAGUCCCUGACGGCAACACAACACCGCCCACUUCACCAUACAUCAGAUCUGAUCCCCCCACCCCACACAUCCCUCCCCCUUCACAGCACCCCACGCAGCCCUCCCCAAUGUUACAAAAGGACGCUACAUCAAAGGAUAAAGUACCGCAGGACUCUCGCGUCCGCCCUAAGCAGGUGUGGCCAAGUCCUGUCCGCUCUGGCCGCUCCUGCCCCUCCCUACAAGUGUUUAUCCGCACAGGUGUACCCGCUUGCCGUCGGCCCAUCGGCAUGUGCUCUGCCGACCCCCGCUCGCGCAGCCCUCAUCCCGCGCCCCCGUCGGCCCAUCGGCCGUGUCGGCGGCAAGCCCUUUCCCCCGAACAUUCUCUUUCUCAGAAAUGUGACAUCGCGUUAUCAAAGUACUCCUAA